AUGUCAUGCCCCAAAGGUCUCUGGGGCUUGGUGAAUAAUGCUGGCAUCUCCAUGCCCUCAGUACCCAAGGAGUGGCUGACCAAGGAAGACUUUGUGAAAAUACUGGAUGUGAACCCUGGGGUAAUCCAGGUGACCCUGAGCCUGCUGCCACUAGUGAGGAAAGCGAGGGUGCGGGUUAAUGUUGCCAGUGUCCUGGACAGAGUUUCCAUUUCUGGUGGAGGCUACUGCAUCUCCAAGUAUGGUGUAGAGGCCUUCUCGGCCUCCUUAAGGAGAGAGCUCUCCUUCUUUGGGGUGAAGGUGGCUGUGAUCGAGCCUGGUUACUUCAAGACUGGGAUCACCAGCAAAGAGACAUUUUUAAGGACCUUACGGAAGGUGUGGGACCGGGCCAGCCCGGAGCUCAAGGAGAUCUAUGGAGAGGAGUUCCUGGCUUCUUACAUAAGAUUUUAUGAAAAAAUGGAGAAGAAAUGCUCGUUUGAUUUGUCCUUGGUGACAAACUGCCUGGAGCACGCUCUGACUGCCUGCUACCCGCGUACCCGAUACUCGGCUGGCUGGGAUGCCAAACUUCUCUACCUCCCAAUGAGCUACAUGCCCACUGCCCUGGUGGAUGCCAUGAUCUACUUGAACUCCUCAAGGCCUGCCAAGAGCCUUUGA
Orycteropus afer afer is the source of this 651-nucleotide messenger RNA. RefSeq names its product retinol dehydrogenase 16 (gene RDH16). Lineage: Eukaryota; Metazoa; Chordata; Mammalia; Tubulidentata; Orycteropodidae. Gene Ontology annotation, molecular function: oxidoreductase activity. The record is from RefSeq and is a predicted model, not a curated record.